Messenger RNA from Peniophora sp. CBMAI 1063, 540 nucleotides. The record is from the annotation of a GenBank genome assembly. Lineage: Eukaryota; Fungi; Basidiomycota; Agaricomycetes; Russulales; Peniophoraceae.
AUGGCAACCGACACCUCUUCCCAACUUCCCGCGCCUAAGCGCAUCGUCACAGCGUACGACGACGCUGGAAAGAGCGUCAUCCAGAAGAUCGAUACUCUCCAGUUGAAGCCCUACCCCAACUCGAAGUCAGGCUACAGAGAUGCCUGGACGUUUGAUAAGGUCCCGACGAACGACAACAACCUCUCGAUUGAUGGUUCUGAGCGCACUAUCACUGGACCUGGCUUGAGCAUCGUACAUGCAGGCGGCGUGAGAUGCUUCUUCAACGACCUCGCGCCGGGCAUGACGAAGCCGAGUCCGAUGCACAGGACGAUGUCGACCGACGUAGAUGUGCUCAUCUCCGGCCAAGUCUUCCUGAUCAUGGAAGAUGGGACCGAGACGCUCCUUGACAAGCCGGGUGAUAGCAUCGUACAGCGAGGAACGGCUCAUGCGUGGCGCAACCCAAGUACGACGGAGUGGGUGCGCUUCAUGUCUGUCGUAGUGGAUGCCGAGCCUGUCGUCGUCGAUGGGAAGGCGCUGAAGAACGAGUUCCUACAUGCUUGA